Messenger RNA from Oreochromis niloticus (Nile tilapia), 956 nucleotides. It is a transcript of the gene ppih, whose product is annotated as peptidylprolyl isomerase H (cyclophilin H). Gene Ontology annotation, molecular function: peptidyl-prolyl cis-trans isomerase activity; cyclosporin A binding. Bases 137 to 670 code for a protein of 177 amino acids. Gene Ontology annotation, cellular component: intracellular membrane-bounded organelle; cytoplasm. The transcript is spliced from 9 exons. The record is from RefSeq and is a predicted model, not a curated record. Lineage: Eukaryota; Metazoa; Chordata; Actinopteri; Cichliformes; Cichlidae. Gene Ontology annotation, biological process: protein peptidyl-prolyl isomerization; protein folding.
UCCGCAGAAGGGAUCCGUAGCACGUCUCUCGCGAGACGCCGUAGUUCCGACAGCGCAGAUCGUGGUUCAAAUUAUUGCUGUGUAAACAGCCAAAAGUUGCAUUUUUGUUGUCUCAGAAAGCGGGUAAAUCACGACAAUGUCGAUUCAAGCCUCAAACCCCAACAACCCGGUUGUGUUCUUCGACAUUACCAUUGGAGGGCAGGAUGUUGGACGGAUGAAGUUUGAGCUCUUUGCUGAUGUGGUUCCAAAGACCGCUGAGAACUUCCGGCAGUUCUGUACUGGAGAGUUCAGGAAGGAUGGCGUUCCUAUUGGCUACAAAGGUUGCACAUUCCACAGGGUAAUCAAAGACUUCAUGAUACAGGGAGGAGACUUUGUAAAUGGUGAUGGAACAGGUAUCUGCAGCAUCUAUAGGGGUCCAUUUGCAGAUGAAAACUUCAGAAUAAAGCAUUCUGCUGCCGGUCUUCUUUCAAUGGCAAACAGUGGUCCAGGAACAAAUGGUUGUCAGUUUUUCAUUACCUGCACUAAAUGUGACUGGCUAGAUGGAAAACAUGUGGUGUUUGGAAAACUGGUCGAUGGCUUGCUGGUCAUGAGAAAAAUUGAGAAUGUCUCAACAGGGCCCAACAACAAGCCUAAACUCCCCAUCAUCAUUGCACAGUGUGGAGAGAUGUGAGCCGACACGUGCUAAACACCAUGUCAACAUUACACAGCCUCUGUAUACAUUUAAUGUCUUAAUUGUGACUUGUUACUCUUCAGAAAACAUCAACACACUGAUUCCUGCAAUGUCCCAUAGUGGACAUUGAUGUAUUUAUUUGGUUUCAGACUUCAUUUGUUUUAAAUUCAAAUUAAGUCCAAAUUAAGACUGUUUGUGUACAUUUUUUUUAAAUUGAAGAAAGAAUUACAUGGUUGUCACACUUUGUAUUAUUUCCAAUCAAUAAAUUGCUGUACAUUUUUAUAAA